AUGGGUCUAUCAGAGUUGAACUUUCAGGGACAAUCAUUCACCUGGUGCAACAAUAGGUUGGGCAAUGAUAGGAUUUAUGAGAGGUUGGAUAGAGCUUAUGCUACUGAAAAUUGGAUGCAUAAAUAUUCAGAAGCCACAGUGUUAAAUCUCCCUAUCUUAGUCUCUGGUCAUAGCCCUAUCAUCAUGCUAACUUCACCAUUAACAUACAGAAGGAAAUCACCAAUAAAAAUGGAGGCCUGGUGUCUUGGGUUUGAAGAGAUUACGAAUAUCAUAGCUAGUCAAUGGCAACAACAAGUUCAGGGAUCACCAAUGUUCAAAGUUGCGCAAAAAUGUCGCCAAAUAAGAUUUCGUUUAUUCAAAUGGUGCAAGGAUUUUAAGGCCUCAAAUAAUAUUGCAUGGGAAGAUUGCCUGAACAAAUGUGGUGAAGCCCAAUCUCAAUUCCCUAAUAUCACUGACGGGGAACAAGAUGUAAAUGUAUUAGGAAGAGCAGAGAAAAUUUGGAAAUUCAGCUCAAAUAUUGGCAGCAGAGGGCAAAGAGCAAAUGGAAAGCGUGGGAGGAUACAAACACUAAGUGGUUCUAUAGGAAAGCGAAGCGACGUAGACGUCGAAAUGAAAUUUUGA
Beta vulgaris subsp. vulgaris (sugar beet) is the source of this 621-nucleotide messenger RNA. RefSeq lists its product as uncharacterized. The transcript has a single exon. The record is from RefSeq and is a predicted model, not a curated record. Lineage: Eukaryota; Viridiplantae; Streptophyta; Magnoliopsida; Caryophyllales; Amaranthaceae. The coding region runs from base 1 to 621 and encodes 206 amino acids.